Molecule: messenger RNA, 9648 nt
Organism: Gasterosteus aculeatus aculeatus (three-spined stickleback)
Lineage: Eukaryota; Metazoa; Chordata; Actinopteri; Perciformes; Gasterosteidae
Source: RefSeq, a predicted model, not a curated record
AGGGGGUCCAAACGUCUGAUUUUCAGACGUUAAUUUAAUACAACACAAAAACAACCGUGUGGGACUUUGUAGCGUUGUCCAUGUUUUUUUGUUGUGGGUAUGGAGACAGUUUACGGGGUUGAAAUGGUUAUUUUGAAAGCUGAAGAGAAGAUUUGAAAAUUUUGUUUGUUUUCCUUUUUUUUUUUCUUCCUCCACCGGCUUGGCGGCGUUGGGCUGAUUUCGCCCCCCCGGGGAGAAGGCAGAGAGCCGCCUUUUACGGGAAAACCAAAUAGUGUCUUUGAAGAGAAAAAAGGGACUCUCUAGUUUGAUCAUGACAACGAGAAAAGCCGGCAGCGCGUCGGACACGGUGACCACGUCCACCUCCAACAACACCACCACCACCUCCACCCACCAGUCGAGGAGCGGGAGUCCCACCGGCGGCGUCCAGGCGUCCGAGGCGGCGGGCGGAGGGGCGGAGAUGUUCGGGGAAUUUCAGGACUGGUGCCUGCGGACUUACGGGGACUCCGGCAAGACCAAGACCGUCACCCGGCGUAAAUACCACAAAAUCCUCCAGACCCUGAUCCAGGGGGACGAGGAGAACGGCAGCGGCAACAACAGCAUCAACAACGGGGGGUUCGCGCACGAGAAAAGCAACAACCACAUCAACGCCAAAUUCAAAUUCUGGGUCAAGUCCAAGGGCUUCCAGGUCGGGACGCUGCAGGACAGCAGGAACGGGCCGUCGGACAGGCCGGUGCUGUACGUGCCCAUCAAGGCGACGUGUGUGGAUGGAGUCUCAGGGGUGGACACGUCCCUGAAGCGCGUGGCGGUGGUGGAGGAUUUCUUCGACAUCAUCUAUGCCAUGCAUGUGGAGAUCAGCACCGACCCCAGCAAAGCCCCCAAACACGCCGGCCAGAAGAAGACCUACAAAGCUAUAGCCGAGACGUACGCCUUCCUGCCCAGGGAGGCAGUGACUCGUUUCCUGAUGAGCUGUGGAGAGUGUCAGAAGAGGAUGCACAUUAGCACCACAGGACAGGACUACAAAGAGAACGACAGGCCGAGCUCUCUGGUGUUGGAGGUGAUCGACUACAACAUGCCCCUCACCACCACCUACAUGAAGCACAUGAAGCUGCAGUGCAUGGGCAACAAUAAGGAUGACGGUUCACUGAGCAGCGAGGAGGAGGCAGAGAUGAGCGAGCCCACAUGGCUAGCAGCUGAUUUGGGAGCAGCGUCCGACCUGAGCCCGCCGAGCCGAGGAGAGAGGAUGCGCCACAGUCCCCAGAACACACACAGCAAGGAGGACGACGAGGAUUCCUCGUCGGAGAGCGGCAGUGGAAAUGGCCUGCCCACCCUGACUCCUCCCUCUUCCGCUGUAACGGAUGGCCCCAUGGCAGGGGAAGCAGAGGUCAUCAACGGGAACGGCGGCCCAGCCCCGCUGGACUUCAGCACGCCCACAUCCUCCUCCUCCUCUUCCGAGGACCAGCAGCCAAUGAACCUUAGCGAGCCUCCCCCUCAGCGCCUACCCCUGUCCACAUCACAUCUGCCUGUCACUGUGUCGGCCGCGGCCGCGGCGCUGCUCGGAGCUCUGCAUCCCAGCGCGCCCGAGGAGCUCCGCAGGAAGUACCCGCUGGCCGCCAAACCUCCCCUGGCUCCGCACCCUGCCCUGCCCCUGCCCCUGCCGCACACACACAACGCACACACUCCCAUCACACACUCCCAGUCCCACACGCACGCUGUCGAGCUGCGAUUGGACAGAGAGGCCAGGGACUACGGGGGCAAGUCCCCCCAAUAUAGUUCGGGCGGCAGUUAUGACAGCGUAAAGAUGGACUUGGGUGCCGAGGACCUGACCACAGGGCGCCAAGGGGCCCCUGAUGAUGAUGACGAUGACCACGAUGACCACGACGACAACGACAAGAUCAACGACACAGAGGGAGUCGACCCAGAGAGACUAAAGGCCUUUAACAUGUUUGUGCGUCUGUUUGUGGAUGAGAACUUGGAUCGGAUGGUUCCCAUAUCCAAACAGCCCAAGGAAAAGAUCCAGGCCAUCAUCGAGUCCUGCAGCAGACAGUUCCCAGAAUUCCAGGAACGCGCCCGCAAGCGCAUCCGCACCUACCUCAAAUCCUGCCGACGCAUGAAAAAGAGCGGCAUGGAGACCCGUCCUACUCCACCUCACUUAACCUCAGCCAUGGCUGAGAACAUCCUGGCCGCCGCCUGCGAGAGCGAAUCACGCAACGCCGCAAAGAGGAUGCGCCUUGAUGUCUAUCAUGAUGAGCAGAUCUCUCUGGACAAGCCGUCCAGUGGCGGAGGGGGCCUGAGGGAGCCGGCAUCCUUGGCUCACUCUGCAUACUCCUUGGCUGCAUCUGCCUUCGCCUCCCAGGACUCCCAGCUCUACAUCAACGGAGCUGGCCUUAGCUACGGUUACCGUGGAUUCCCAGGCCUGGGCGCUCCCAUGCAACAUCCCGUUUCCCUGACAACCGGCGCCGCUGGUCAGAGCAACGGCCCAACAGACCUCAGCAUGAAAUCUGUGCCCUCUGCCAACAUCAGUAACUCCACCUCCUCAGCCUCCACCAACAACAGCCUGGGCGGGCGGGGCAGCGGGGGCGGUGGAGGGGGCGGGGCGUCAACCCAGCUGAGCCAACCGGAGAUCACGGCUGUGCGUCAGCUGAUUGCUGGCUACAGGGAGUCGGCCGCCUUCCUAUUACGCUCUGCAGACGAGUUGGAGAACCUCAUCCUGCAGCAGAACUGAUUCAGGGGAAACGUGGGGGAACACAGACACACACAAACAAACACACACACCCAUUUCCCAUUUGGUUUGUUUUGUGUUGCGUCCUCGUCUCUUCUUAAGGAAGCGUAACACCAGACCUCUAGUUUUUGCUGUUCCCUCCUUCGGAAACUGUGGCCACAAUUUUUUAUUUUCUAGAGGAAUAAAGUGGGAAACUGGAAUCGAAGGAGGGAGACCAAUCUCCCACAACCUCAGUCCGCUGGUUCCAUUCAUUCUGCCUGAGGAAGGAAAACUAUUUGGAUAAAAAGGAGCAUAUCGUCUGUGAAGGAAUCUCUUCCCCCUCCUCUCUGAAAGCGCGUCACAAUCAGCACUGUGAGCAAAAGAGUGUGGAGAAGAACAAGAGAGGAGGAGGAGAAAAGACGAGUGCAGCUUUAACAAAGCUGCCAGGUUGUUGAUUCUGCUGCUGUGGUUUGAGAAGUUUGUCUCGUGGAAGGAGAGAUGUCAUUUUGUCGUGUCGAUCAUAACAAUUUAAAGAAUAAUAAAUAUUGACUCCCUGAAUUAGUACUACUGACGCUUAUUGUUAUAUCACAAGUGUUUUUGAUUCUAUUGACGUUUUCUUUCUCUUUUUUUGGAGUCCAGUGAGCAUUUUUAAGUUUGUUGUUUUUUUACUUUUCCCCAGUGGCUGAAAGAAAGCAAAGUGGUUUGACUUAACCUAUCUUAACAGAUAGCACUAAAUACAGAAAAUAAGAGCAGCGGGGCGACAGGAUGGAAACUGGAAUUGAAAAAAAAAAGUUGAUUCUCUGUUUAAAAAAAAAAAAAAAAAGGAGAGAAACCUUUUGUGUUUGCUUGUAUAUAAGCUCCCUUUGUCCUUUAGCACUUUUUCCUCACCUGAAACCUCACCCUAAAUCCCCCAUCCUCCUCACCCCUUUCACCCAGGGAGCAACUUGCUACUUAUGCAUCCAAGACGCCACGUGGACCAGGAAAUACCUCAGAUCAGACCUGCCAAUUCCAUUUUCAGUUCCUCACACACACACACACUCCAAAUGAAAGAACAUUCCCACCAGAAGCCAGUAUACUUCUACUUUACUGUCUUCAAGGAUUCUAUCUUUUGGGGCGAGAAUCAAACUAUAUUGCUCAAAGACCCGCAAUAUCAAAAAACGAUGGAACUCGAGAACUGAUGUAAAGAAACACUGAAAUCUUUAAACUCUUAUUAUUUUCAUCCGUGCAGGUUCAUUCGUGUGCUGCUGUAAAUAAUCAGUUCAUCUUGAAGACUUGAGAAGAGUCAGAGUGGACAGGAGUGUGUUACUCCAGGAGGUGACUUUGUCCUUAAAGGGGAGGGGUUUUCUUAAAUGUAAAGUGGGUUAAAUGUUGACCACUGGUGGCAGUUUGACCUCCAGCUUCUACUUUUUUUUUCUUUUUUUUUCUUCUUACAAAUGUAGAACGCCAAUGAAACCUCAGCAUCAUUCUGUUAAAAACCCUCAUCUCCCCCUCUUCUUCUUCUCUCCAUUGGACCUACUCUUCACCUCUCCUUUGUGGACCUAUCACUCCCCUCCCUGGUCUGCUCCAGGCUUCAGAGGGAGAGGAGAAUUGCUUUGUCUUACUGUGUUUGUUUGUUAAACUUGGAAAUGGCCAUUGUUAUUAUUAUUAUUAUUGUUAUUAUGAUUAUAAAGAUGAACUUUCAUGUUGCUGCUGCUAUACAAAAACCGGACCUUCUGCCAUAGACCUGAAACCUCAACAAAGCCGGGCGUUAGCUAGCCGCAGUGCCCCACGGGAACCCGACCGACCUCCGGCGACCUUGACUGCAACUCCAUCACAACAAAGCAAAAACCAUACAAAGACUUUAGGUGGACUUUGUGAAAACCCUCCCACCGGCAUCCGCUCAUCGUCCUGUGUCUCUCAGACUGGUUGGUUUCUUUGCUUUUGCUUCCUAGGGCUUGAUUUGUCUUGUUUUGUGACUUUCUAACUGUGAAAAGUUUUAGUUAUUUUUUUCCUCCCCAUAUUUUCUCCCUGUGGAGGAAACAGGGAGGGAUUUAUUAGUGGAGCCUUGCACCUCCACUCUGGUACUCUAUACUCGGCCAACAAUUACACACCGCUCAACAGACAAACUGGUCCAGUUGGUAAAACCGGCUUGUUUUAUGAUGAAUCAUUAUUUGAUUCUGAUGGAAAGAGAGAUGACACUGAAUUUCUUCAUAUACCUUUUAAAAGACAAAUUAAAUCCUUCAUCUAAUGGCUUUCAGCUCUGUUGAAGAGCCUUAUUACGGUUGUUUUUGUUGAACAUUGCUGAACAUUAUAUUCUAUGAUAUUCCAGUAAACCUUUUGACCUGUGUUAAAGAAAUAGUUUUCAUUUUUGGAAAAACCUUCUUAUUAGCCGACUUGUCCGAGAGUUAGACGAGACAAUGAUACCACCCGUCCAACGUGAAUGCAACCUGUUAAGCUUGAGGCAGGAGUGGAUUCAUUUAGCUUAUUAUAACAAGUGGAAAUGGGAGAGAAACGGCUGCCCUGUCUCUGCACAAGUAUUUUGAAAUUCCAACUACUGGCGCCCUUGAGCUUAAUGAUGAACACCUUAUUUCCAUAGCUCUAUAAUUCAAACAAAGAACACAAUUUACAGUUUUUUGCAGGACAAUUCUUUAGCUCUGACUUGGAGGUUGUUAAAGCUCAUGACCUCCCGUAAUUUUUCACUUUAAAGUUCAUGUUUAAUGAUUUUGUUGCAUUGGUACACGGCCAGCCAAGCGGUUUCUCCAUGUUUCCUGUCUGUAUGCUAAGCUAUGCUAAUCGUCUAACUUUAGAUUUUGUUUUGUUUUGUCUUGGUACAGUCGCUAACAAAACGCAUCUCGUAUGUUUCCCUUAUUGGACAGAACCAGAUGAGAAAAUUAACAAAGAUACAAACGUGACUUGGAAAGCAUCACCUUGUGAAUUGUGCUUCUACUGCGGUUUCUUCUCGCUUCAACUGUCUUGUCCCCGAGAUUUGCUCGUGUGUUUUGCACACUGAGUAAAGUCGUUGUGAUGUGAAGCGGGUGGCGGUGCUCUGUGCAUGUUUGCCUCCUACCCCCCCGAGUCAGACGAGAGCCGUGACAGCGAUGUGGUGUCGUGUUAUGUUGCAAUGCAGUUGAUAAUCGUAGCGUUCACUGGCUCUGCCCACGGCGACGGCCAGAUGAUCAAAUCUGAAUCCUGUGCGCUGGAUGACGGGCGCCGUUGGCUACAGAGAGUAAAACCCCUGAAAGCCUUUCACUCACGCGAGACCUCCACCCAAACUUUAAAUGAUUAAUGUCUGCUUGCUUACAAUGUCGGAAAUAUAGUCAAAAUAGAGGAUUCACUGUGGUACAAUUUGGUUCAAUUUUUUUCCUCAAUUUCUUUGUGUCUUUAUUUACAUGAUUAGUGGAGGGUAGGUUAAGCAGUAGGUUGAGCAUGUAGUUUGAGUCAACCCCCAACACGACACCGUGUUGUUGACGCCAGCGUCCCGUCCUUCCUGAUUCAUCCUGAUUCAUCCUUUUGUUUCUCUCCGAUACCGAAAGUGUUUUGGGUCUCGUUUCUCAUCGUGGUGAUUCUUUGGGUUAGUUGGAUUCUCCAGACGUGCGCAGUUGGACUCAGAAAUAACUUAGCAAAGAGAAGUUGAUCCACAUCGCAUACAGUAAACUGUCAUUGCAUCAUUCUGAUUGCGUCACAUGUUAUUGCCCAGUAUCGUUCAUCUUUUAAGAUGGAGGCUGAUAGCAGCUGCACAAAAACAAUUCUUAAACCCUUACACAAAAUAUAUUUUAUUCAAUACUUAUUUAUCUUUUGGUCUGUUUUAAUUUGCUCUCAUCUGAAGUGAAGUGUCCUAGAGUUUCUCAACCAGUGAAUAAAUCUUCUUGGUUUGGAAACGUUGAAUAAUCAUCAGUUGUUUUGUCAAAGCUCUGUCUGCAAGUUUUAAUGCCAACAGCCUCUUGAUUCUGAAAACCUUGAUGCUCAAAAAAUGUGUUCUUUGGAAGAAAAGGCAAAUCCUUCCGUCAGAACAACAGCCAUAAGUUACCAUAACCAAUAGGUUGCAAAUGUAUGAACAGGCCACAGAUUCCUAAAGUUGCUUUCAGUGAUGACUACUUUUUCACAUAUACUCAAAAAAAGGGCGACAAACGGCUAAAUGUGCACCCCAAAAUAAAUUUGUACUAGUUGCAUAUAACGCUGAACGUGCUUAAGUACGUUAACUCGCGUGCACGGAGGCAUCUGUUUUAGAGACGAAAGCCAAGCAGGCUGUUUGACUGCGGGUGAACGGUUUGACUUACCCGUCAAUAUCGCAAACAAAUGUGCCAAUUGAUUCUGCUUGCAAACAACUAGAUGGUCUUCAUUGUUGGAGGAAAGGUCAUUUGAUUCUGUGUCGUCUCUCUUUCGUGAAUAAUACGAGUACUGAAUGCUGUGUAUCAACGAAGAAGUCAAAAGCAACCCAGACAUUUCUACCAAACACAACUGGACCUCUGAGAUUGUCCCAAAAAAAAAAAAAAAAGGCAAAUUGUCCGAGUUGAAAUCUGGGUCAGGUUGCAGCGAGCGCUGCUUCACUGACUGCGUAUUUGGAGUGAUAAUCGUGCACUUGGGACGUUUACCUAGUUGGCUCUUGAGUGUCAAAGUUCAAAGUUCUCCAUCAGCUUCAGAAAUUACAUUCUUAGGGUCUUCUACCAGUUUACUUCAAAGCCAGACCGCUGCAGAACGGCGCCACAAACAAACUGUACAAAAUGUUCAAAAAGGCAAAUGACAAUCUUUAGAAUGGUGUAAUUUGCUCACUGUGUGACUUCCAUUCCCUCCGUCAGUCUGCUGAGUCCAGCGGGUCAGACCGGUGGAUUCACCGCUAACCGUAAUCAGAGCAUUCAUCCUCCAGAUCUCCACUCGCUGUUAAUGUCCCCCACAUUGCUAUUUUUCAGUAUUACACAAUUAUUCAUAUUAUUAUUAUUAUUAAUAUUAUGUUCUGAUUCUUCUCAAUAUUAUUUUAAACAUAUAAUUUGUAGUGCAAGUAACGUGGUCUUCUAUUAAGAGAUGGUGUACACUAUUCCAACAACUUCCCCUCUGCCUAUACUGCACAUUCCAAACAUGGAUGUCAACCCACAAAGGACCUGAUCGCCAUCACCACAAUCAUAUCAGCAACCCUUUGACCUUUACUGUCCCUGGAGGAUUAUGUAUGUACACACCGGUCGGAUCGGAUUCAGCAGUAGCUGAAUUUUGGAGUCUAAUUUCCUUUUUCGAAGAAAGCAAAUGAGCUCAUUUAAUGAGAACGUCAAGCGUUUCUCUUAAAACAAAUAUACCCUCUGUAUUCUCUAGGGUAGCAACAUAUUUUAUCAAGUUUCCGAUCAACUAUUUGUGGCUCAUAAUUUCAGACAAAUUCUGAUGCAGCAGACUUUUUAAAGCCAUUACGAGACUGAAAGUGCUGCAGCCAAGGUUCACGAUUCAAACGUGGAUCCUAAGAGCUGUGAUGCCGGUCAGGUCCCUAAAGGUCACGCAGGUCUGAGCCGGUCAGGUCACAUAGCUCAACACACACAUGUUUAAAAGAGUCCUCCAGAUGAAAGGAGGAAAACUAAUGGACCUAAUUUUUAUUUUUCUAUCAGGGCAGGUAGUACAGCACCUGUCAAAUUAAAAAAACAUGUUUGUGUGUGUUUCACUGUUUUUUCUCAGUUCCCUCUCAGUGGUGCUUUAGACUUCUUAAUUUUCUAAUUUUGAAAUGAUAUUUGAUUCUUUUCUUUUGUCUUUCUGUCUUCUACCUGACUUUGUACUGGACUCUUGAUUGUCUUGAUUUCCUCUGCCGGGGCUUUGUACCUCCAAUAAUACCAAUGUGAAACCUGUAUUUUCCUCUUUCCUCAUGAUUUGACUCAGUGGAAGUGUGAUGUUUACAUGUACAGAUUUUUGUGAAUCUUUCUAAUUUUGUUUCCUCUCAUGUCUCUAUUUAUUAAUCUGACUCCUUCCUUACACGCUGAAGGGAAAUGGGACUGCGUCUAAACUCAAUUAUCACCAUUUAACACACAAGCCAAUCUCAUGUGAGGAAACGUAGACAUUUUGGAUUUCAGUCAUCACCUUUCUUCACCAGCCCCCUGCUUACAUCUUUUGUUUUUUGGCAUCCUUUUAGAAAUGCCUUGUCAGCAUUCUCUUAGCAUUUGUGCUAAAGUUGCACAUAUGUUUAAUUUACAAAUGCAACGCUAGUUUUUGUGUGAUCAGUUCGCUGAGUGACAACAGUGGAGAAUUUUUUCUGUGUUAUGGUGAAGAAAUGUCACACCACUGAAAUUGGAACGUAAGCUUCAGUGAGAAACUGAUUGUUUGGGGCGGCGAGGGGCCGAGGGGGGCAAGUCGAGCCUCCACUGGUGUGACCAGGAUCCGCAGGGGAUGAUUCCUCAGUGAAUGAUAAGCCAUUACAGACCCGGUGUGUCGGGUCUCUUAGUCUAUUAGUGUAUUUAGCAAAACUUUAAACUGCAGAAGACAAGACUCAACCUCAGGAAGAAUUUUAAAAAAGGACAUUGCUUUUGUAAAAACUCGUCUGACUGAAGGCCCAUUUCCCUCUCUCUCUUUGAUACCAUAUAAAUUAUAUCAAAAGUUCUUUUUUUAUAUUUAUUGUGUUUAUUAUUAUAUAUAACGGUGGAUACUUUUUUUCCAGUACCUGUGGCUAAAUAUUUUGAUUUUUUAGAAAAGUGUUGAUAAUAUAUGUGAAGCAACUUAAACGAUGGCAGAAUAAAUAGAUAAAAAGAAGGGGUUUUUAUUUUUAUUUGUUGACUGUUUGAGCGGUACAGACAUUUUUGUUUAGCACAACGAGAACAUAUCACUCUGGUCCAUGACAAAGAAAUCAAUGAUCCAAGAACUGAGCUUUCUUUUGUGUGAUGUCCCUGCUAAGGCUGAAAUGUUUCUGGACUUCAAAAAAAUUGUGACCGUUUAUUUUUUGUUUUUGUUUUUCCUCCCGAGCUGUAUGUCACAAAGCUAAAUAUACUAAUAAAACGGUGUGCUAUCUA